AUGAGUAACACCGGCACCUGGGCGAAAGAGUACUAUGAUGGCUCGCUGCUCUAUCCCGAUCACCGCACAGUUCUUGUUCAUAAGUUAGUCAACCCUACUUUGGCUGAAUCCUUCAUUUUCUCCACGGAAGCAUGGCACGCACAAUGGAAAGGAUAUCUCAACCCGAAAGGGUCCUACGUACUCUUUGAAAAGGGUGAUUUGAACCAGUUGGGAUUUUCAUGCUCUGAUCCCAAUUCCGAUUUGUUUCUACCGCUCCAAUUUCUGGUGGAUUUGAGUAACAAGCAGUAUGACUGGAACACCGGAUAUAAACCCAAAGACUCGAAUAAUAACGACUUGUACGGCAUCAUAGAUACCGCGAACUCGUUUCGAUCAGUUGACCCUAAAAAUGGCCUGACUCUACUCAUUAACCCUGUCGGGGCACAAAAUGGCAUCACAAAUGGCCAAGUAGUGAAUGCUUUUAAGCGUGUCACUACUCAAAUGAUGUUCAAUACAACCUAUAUCUACGAGCCUGAGGCGGGAAAGACAUUUGCUGACUAUACAUUGCUAUGGACAAGCCCAUUCUCUCUUUAUGAGACCUGGAUACGUACUGAUGAAAUCUUGUCAAAUAUUGAAGAAGAUCGACCAUUCCCUCAGGGAUCUGUCUCUGUUGGGACUACACUAACAGAAUGGGCCAAGGGCGUUUACAAAGUAGCCCAGAAAACUCCAUCGGAUCCCGUUGCUCAAAUCGGAUUAACUUACGAACAAUUCCUUGCCGGGGUUAAACAAGGCGCCGGAACGCCUACUGCAAUCAAUGCCGACAAGAUUGAAGAAGCCAUAGGGAAGCGCAAAGAGGUAAAACCCCAGAAAUCGGCAAUGGGAGGCCUGUCUGCCACCGACUGGCUUCAUCUGAUUGCUUUUUCUUUCGGUGGGAUAGGAGCGGGUAAUAGUUAUCAUCACAGUCAGCUUUCGUUAAACUUCAUAUUCGGCACUGCUGAGUGCAAUUCACUCAUGUAUAGAUACGAGAGCAGCUGGCAGGUUCUAUACAAAUACGAGGCAGAACUAAGAAAGCUUUCUCAAAAGGCUGGGCCUCAAGGACAAGUCCAGGCUCAAAUCAACGAUGGCCUCACUGUCAAGCCAUUACACCCCCCAAGUGGCGCUCAGUGGAUAUUCGGAAACAACCCAAAUGGCCUGCAUGAAACGCUAGCAAAGAGUUUCCCCUGGCUUUGCUACGCGCUGCGAUACCAUAUCACCAUGGAAGAAUGCUUGGUUUUUAGCAAAGCCAAUACAUUUGAUCAAGUGGUGGAUUUCUUUCCCUUUACUCGUCCUUUCUUUACAAAGGCAGAGGCUUUAGUUGAUAGGUUUCUACUUGAUGAGCUCUACUACAAGUGA
Molecule: messenger RNA, 1368 nt
Organism: Trichoderma harzianum CBS 226.95
Lineage: Eukaryota; Fungi; Ascomycota; Sordariomycetes; Hypocreales; Hypocreaceae
Exons: 5
Coding region: 1-1368 (455 amino acids)
Source: RefSeq, a predicted model, not a curated record